AGGUAAAAAACAACAGUAGAACGACUGAAAGCAAUUUAGGUGGGAAGCAGGAACAACGCAUUACUUUGUAAUGGAGUCACACAAUCUGGAAUGUCUGAGUCCGGCUGAGCUGAGGAUGUUGAUCAGACAGGAUGAUCCCAGGAUAAGAACCACUGCUGGAAUAGCCAACGGAUACCAGCAGGCUAAUGUCGUCAUCAUACCAAACCAUUUGGCCAGUGACUUUGAAGCAUUCUGUCACAGAAAUCCCGCCCCCCUGCCGCUCCUUUAUCACAGCCGGUCAGGAGAGACGUGCUGUCCUCCUAUUGCUACAGAUGCUGACAUAAGGACUGAUGUGCCUCAGUUGUGUUUUGAGGAUGGGCGCCUCGUGAAAACUGUCUCCAGUUUGCAGAGUUACAGCACUGAACCAAGGUCUGCAGCAGAUGAUCCAGCUGCACGUUGCUCUCAGUGGUCACAGAUGGUGUGUUUCUACCUGGGCUGCAGUUUUAGUUUUGAAGGCAAACUGAAAGAAGCAGGCGUUCCUGUCAGACACGUGGAACAAGGCACAAACGUCAGCAUGUAUCGGACUGCAGUUCCCUGUGUUCCAGGUCGGGGCCCGUUUAGCGUCCCUGUCGUGGUCAGUAUGCGCCCUGUUCCUGCCAGCAUGCUGGACAAAGCCGUGCAGGUUUCUCACCUCAACCCACUGGCACACGGCUCUCCCAUACAUGUUGGAGACCCAGGUAAACUUCCUAUCCUUGACUUGUCCAGACCAGACUAUGGGGCCAGUGAACUGCACCCUGGUGAAGUUCCAGUCUUCUGGGCCUGUGGCGUGACCGCUAUAGAGGCUAUACUCAGCAGCAAGCCAUCUUUGGCAUUCAGCCACUCACCUGGCUGUAUGUUCUUGACCGACAUCCCUGACUCCUCCCAUUUCACUCCAACAUCAUCCUCUGAGCAUGUGGCUCCUCCCACCAGCUGCAAUCUUGACUGUAUCCCUCUCUGCAUCCUGGUUUCCCACAACCCUUUGCUGUACAGCCUGGCAUCUCAUAAGGCAGUUGCAAAAAUCAAAAAGCUGGAAAUGAUUACUGGAGUGGAGCCGGGUAAACAAACAGGGGUGAGUCAAGAUGACCUUCUGCACUCCUGUCUGUCACUCUCCCACUCCACCUCUGUUUCAAUAUUAACUGGACUUCCCACAAACAGUUCCCACUGGAGGCGGGUCGCCAUGGCAGCCAUGCUGUUGUCUCUCGGGAAACGGGUGAUAAUGGUGACGGACAGAAGCGCUCUGGAGAAGACGCGAACUGCUUUAGAGGAGGCUGUGAGGACAGGGCUCCUGAAAUCUGCACUCCCGCUAGAGGCUUUUGAAGACGGCAACACAGAUGCUGCGCUGCACUUCCUGUGUCCCAGCGGAGAUCCCACGAAACCCAGGUAUGAUCACAUGGUGAAGAGGAUAGAGCACAGUGGACGAGCUGAAGAUGGAAAUAAACAGGGGGGGAUCAUGAAACACCUGGUGGAUCCUAUUGAUCGCCUGUAUAAUGCUGCAGUGGACACACCUGGAAUCACUACGACAGAUUGUAUUAUCGUGUAG
Messenger RNA from Thalassophryne amazonica, 1558 nucleotides. RefSeq names its product putative hydro-lyase SH0274. Gene Ontology annotation, biological process: glutamate metabolic process. Gene Ontology annotation, molecular function: D-glutamate cyclase activity. The record is from RefSeq and is a predicted model, not a curated record. NCBI's taxonomy places the organism in Eukaryota, Metazoa, Chordata, Actinopteri, Batrachoidiformes, Batrachoididae.